AUGGAUGAACAUGGCCGAGCAUUAAAAGAAACUGGAAGAUUUGAAGCCAUGGCAACUUUGGGAGCAUUUCACUGCAUUAAAAUCGCAAGCUUUGCUCAGAACGAAUUUUUUUUUGUGCUAUGGACGAAUAUUCAUCAUGGGGCACGAUUUGGCGCUGGAUGCAAUCGUUAUGUUAUUGAGCGUCAAUUGACGUAUGCAUUUGCUGAAAAGUGGAUGCUCAACAAGACGAAAGGUUUUAGCAAAGGAAGUUGCUCUUGUGGUAAUGGUCGUGAGAAGUGCUUUCUGUAUCAGCCUGCAGCUGGGACAUCAUCUGGUGAUGCAUCUCUAUGUCUGGAAGAUGCGACGAAGGGCUUCUUUUAUGAGGUUCAUCACUUUCAAUGCGUUGAAGAAAACAUAUCACUGGACAUUUUCGCUCAAUAG
Molecule: messenger RNA, 420 nt
Organism: Plasmopara halstedii
Lineage: Eukaryota; Oomycota; Peronosporomycetes; Peronosporales; Peronosporaceae
Exons: 1
Coding region: 1-420 (139 amino acids)
Source: RefSeq, a predicted model, not a curated record